AUGACUGGGACUGUGGACCUGCUCCAGCCAGGAGUUUCACAACCACCCCAGUUCCUCUUUUUACAUCUUGGAUGCCAACAAAGUUUGUGCCAACACCACAUUCUUGCCUUCCCUCCUCUUCUUCCCUCCCCAGCUGUUUUCCAGAUCCUCCUGCUGGCGGGUCUGCUGAGCGCCCAGCGGUUCCCGUGCUUUCCUGAGUAUUGUCUCCACGACCAGGACUAUGAGGAGCUGCUGCAGAUUGCCCGGGAUGGGCUGGAGCCCGCGGCCCGCCCGGCGCACGUGGUCGUGGUGGGCGCUGGGAUCGGCGGGCUGACGGCGGCCAAGCUGCUCCGCGACGCCGGGCACGAGGUCACCAUUCUGGAAAGGAGCAGCUGGGUUGGGGGGCGGAUCCGGACGUACCGGCCCGAGGGGCAGGACUGGUACGUGGAGCUGGGAGCCAUGCGCCUGCCAGGCAAGCACAGGCUGGUCCGCGAAUUCAUCCGCCAGUUCAACCUGAAGCUGAACCCUUUCAUCCAGAGGGACAACAACACCUGGUACUUCCUGAAGGGUGCUCGGGUCAGGGCUGAGGAGGUCAACAGGAACCCUGAUGUCCUGAAUUACACGGUGAAGCCAUCGGAGAGGGGCAAGAGCCCCGUCCAGCUCUACCGGGAGGUCCUGAGCAAGGCUUUUAAGAAGUUCCAGACCACUGACUGCAGGAAAUAUCUGGCUCAACAUGACUCCUUCUCCACCAAGGAAUAUUUGACCAAGGUUGGGGGGCUGAGCCGAGGAGCUGUUGAGAUGAUCGGUGACUUGCUGAAUGAGGACUCGGGGUUUUACCUGUCCUUCCUCGCCUCCCUGUGGGACUUUGACAUCUUCUCUGAGGAGACUUUUGAUGAAAUCACCGGAGGGUUUGACCAGCUGCCCAAAGCCUUUCACAAGGCGCUGCCCAACAUCAUCCGGUUCAACUGCACCGUGGAGAAGAUCAUGAGCAAGGGCAGCAAAGUCCGAGUGUUCUACCGCGCUCCAGACACACUGUCCCCCACCAUCAUCACUGCAGAUUACGUCCUUGUCACUUCCAGUGCCAAAGCCACCAGGCACAUCCAGUUCCUGCCGCCGCUGUCCCCUGCCAAGGCCCACGCCCUGCGUUCCAUCAACUAUGCCAGCAGCACCAAAAUCAUCCUGGCCUGCUCCGAGAGGUUCUGGGAGAAGGACGGGAUCCGCGGGGGGUACUCGGUCACCGACCGCCCCUCCCGCUUCAUCUACUACCCCAGCCACAAUUUCUCCAGCGGCGUGGGCGUCAUCCUGGCCUCCUAUACCUGGAACAACGACGCUGAGUUCUUCCUGCCCCUCACCGACGAGAAGUGCCUGGACGUGGUGCUGCAAGACCUGGCGGACAUCCACCAGGUGAGCAAGGAGUACCUGCAGUACACCUGCGACCAGCAUGUGAUCCAGAAGUGGCAGCUGGACCAGCACGCCCUGGGCGCUUUUGCUGCCUUCACGCCGUACCAGUUCGUGGAUUACUCGCAGGCCCUGUUCACCCACGAGGGCCGGGUGCACUUCGCCGGGGAGCACGCGGCACAGCCGCACGCCUGGAUCGACACAGCCAUGAAAUCGGCCAUCAGGGCCGCCAGCAACAUCCACCACGACAGCGGCGAGGCCAGGAUGGACACAGCCGUGAAAUCGGCCAUCAGGGCUACCAGCAACAUCCACCAUGACAGCGGCGAGGCCACGGCACCAGGUGGCGAGGGGCUGGGGAGAAUCCCACAGAGGGAAGAGCUCUGAGCCGUCCUUUGGCAGUGUGAAUCUGGUCCUUUUGAUUUAUUAAAAAUUAUGGAUAUUGGUCUAGUACUAAUAUCCAAGUGUGACGGACAAGUGUGCCGGGAUAACUCCCAAAUUCACACUGCAAUUUACAGGUGAUUACAGAAUCCUUUUAUCUAUACAAGUCUUAAUUUACAGGUGAUUACAGAGCUCUUUUAUCUGUACAAGUAUUGAAUAAACAAAAUACAAAUACACAUUCAUAACUUUGGUACAUCCCAUUCCCAGUAUGGAUAUUGAUCUAGUACCGAUAUCCAAAACCUCUCUGACAGUUUAGAGUUA
This is a messenger RNA of Zonotrichia albicollis (white-throated sparrow), 2076 nucleotides long. The record is from RefSeq and is a predicted model, not a curated record. Lineage: Eukaryota; Metazoa; Chordata; Aves; Passeriformes; Passerellidae.